AUGAAUUAAACUGAUCAGAGUCAAUAAAGUUAAGAAAGUCAAGCAACGAUGUUUUCUUAUGAUCCUAAACUAUUUCAACUAUUAUAAAAAGCUUUAUUACUUGUGUCACAACAAAAGUAAUAUAUUAAAAAUAAGAUAGACCUAAAAACCCAAUUUAAUUUGUUGCAGAUUAUAUGAAAAAGAAUCGUGAAUUGGAUUUUUGA
Paramecium pentaurelia is the source of this 203-nucleotide messenger RNA. NCBI's taxonomy places the organism in Eukaryota, Ciliophora, Oligohymenophorea, Peniculida, Parameciidae. The record is from the annotation of a GenBank genome assembly.